Molecule: messenger RNA, 2323 nt
Organism: Nerophis lumbriciformis (worm pipefish)
Lineage: Eukaryota; Metazoa; Chordata; Actinopteri; Syngnathiformes; Syngnathidae
Gene: scfd2
Product: sec1 family domain containing 2
Biological process (GO): vesicle-mediated transport
Source: RefSeq, a predicted model, not a curated record
AACACGUCAUCAACCUGUUUGUUUUGCUAUCUGCUGUCACUAUCCUGGUGAGACCAAAAACAUGCUAACACCGGAGGCGGUCUGGCACUUCCCGGUCCAAAUGUUGGACCGGGUUCUGUCCAAGGUGAACCGGGCCGUGGUGUUUAUGGACGACACUUCCUCGGAGGUUCUCCACUGGAGCGCGGGGGGUGCCGCCGCCUUGUUCCAGGCUGGAGCCCGAAACCUGAAGCAGUUCUCCAGCUUCGAGUCGUGUAGCGACAACGAGCCCAAGGCGGUGUUUGUGGUGAGCUCUUUGCUGAAGGGGCGCACCGUGGACACCAUCAAGGACAUCAUCUCCCUCAGCCACCUGCAGUACUGCGUGGUGGUCACCACUGUGUCCCACUCGCUGCACCUGCUCGCCAACAACGUCACGGCCGACGUGGACGGGUCACCUGUCUUCGAGCAGUUCGAGGAAAAGCUGUGCGAGUGGAUGGGCGACAUGAACUACACGGCCGAGGUCAUGCACGUGCCUCUGACCUUCGCCCCCGUGUCCCAGCAGCUGCUGUUGGCGCCGGCGUACGCGCAGCUUUUCCCGUUGCUGCCUUCCGACCUGCGCGCCAUCAACGCCAAGCGUCCUGAGAAAAAGCGGUUUGGGAGCCUGCAGGAUGUGGACGUCCCCUCGCUGCCUGCCGAGCUGCAGAUUGAAAUCAAGUCGCUGGCGGAGGCAUUGAACGGCAUGUUCGAGGCCACAGGAACCAGAGAGGAGAGCUUCGCUGUGGGCCCCAUGAGUCGCCUCAUAGCAGGAGAACUGUCCGGUCAUCCCCAGGCUAAAAACCGCAGGAAGACUGCCCCCAAUAAAGCCUCCAUCAUCUUUGUGGACAGAACCCUGGACCUCACAGGAGCUGUUGGUCACCAUGGCGACAACAUAGUAGAGAAGAUUCUGACGGUGCUGAAACCCUUGCCGGGUCACGUGACCGACGUCCAGGUGGACAUGCGGGAGCUGACCAGUGUGCAGAUCAGUCCUCAUUCGCAGACCAGUGUGGCGCCGGGCUGCCUCGCACAGAGUCAGUCGCCUGCAGCUCGUUUACUUUGGGAGGCCAUGCUCACCAGUAAGCACAAGGAAGCAGUGAUGGAGGUGCGGCGCCAACUAGUGGAAGCCGCCAGCAAGGAGGAGCUUCCCAUCAAGAUGAGCAUGGGCCGUGUGACCCCCGAGCAGCUUUGCUCCUACGCGCAGCUGUUCCGACACAAUUUCGGGGCGCUAGAGAGUCACUGUGGAGUGCUCCAGCUGGGCCUGGCUACGGCGCAGACCCUCCGACAUCCCCUCCUGCCCCGCUGGGAUGCCUGCCUGGCCUUUGAGAGGCUGCUGCUGCAGGCUCUUGGAGAUGCUAAUUUUCCGGCUGUGCUAAGGCAGCUGCUGCCCCUGAUGAAGCCCCGCGGAGGAGCCCAAGACGGCGGUUCCGACUCGAGGUUCGGGGAAGACGAGUGCGGGCCCGACGAGCUGAUCCUCUUGCUGGUCUACCUGUACUCCAUGGCUGACGAGGCGCAGCCGGCAGACCGGCAGGGCGUCCAGGAGGAUGAACUGGAGAAGCUGGAGAGGCAGCUGAUUGGAGCGCUCACGCUGGCCAUCACCAACGAGACGGCGCUCAGCCCUCUACUGCAAAAAGUCACAGGGUGUGCCCAGGCGGAGGAGCUGACCACAGAGAGAGUCCAUUCCACGGUGGAGGACAUGUUCCAGACCCUCCGCGGGCUGAGUCACGCCAGAGACCACCUCAAACAGCUGCGACGCGUCUACACAGCCAGCGAUGGCGUCCACCAGGCGACCUAUCGGCCAUUCCUGCGACAGAUCCUGGAGGAGGUUUUCCACCCGGACAGACAUGAGUGUCCCGAUAUCGAGCACAUGUCCGGGGGCCUCACGGACCUCCUGAAGACCGGAUUCAGCAUGUUCAUGAAGGUGAGCCGCCCACAUCCCAGUGACAACCCGCACCUCUUCCUCUUCCUGGUUGGAGGGGUCACGCCCUCAGAGCUCCGCCUCGUCAAGGAGACCGUCGCUGCCUUAAAACCAGGAACUCAGGUGCUGGUUCUGUCCAAUAGGCUGCUCAGGCCCACCGACAUGCCCGACCUGCUCUUCGCCUCGCAGAGACUGGCGCCUGACAUCGGCGUCUGAGGAGGCGCACGUGUGCCCCUCUCAGGUCACGAGGACCGCCGUGUAACCGUAACAGUUGUGAGUCGGCGGCGACGUCCUCUUAUAGAAGACACGGUGGUUUAUUUUUGGACUGUAUAUUAACACUCAAAUAUUCAAUGUUUCUUUUGGAUGCAUUAGGUGUCAAUAAAAGCAUUUCAGGCA